Leptosia nina is the source of this 792-nucleotide messenger RNA. The record is from the annotation of a GenBank genome assembly. NCBI's taxonomy places the organism in Eukaryota, Metazoa, Arthropoda, Insecta, Lepidoptera, Pieridae.
AUGUUUCGCAUAGGAAAAUGUUUAAAAAAGUACUACCGUCUUCACGUAAUGGCAGCGUCUCAUACUAAGCCUUUUACUGUUCUCGUAGAAGGAAAUAUUGGAAGUGGCAAAACAACAUUUUUAGAACAUUUUACACAAUUUGAAGAUAUCACAUUGCUAACGGAACCCGUAGAAGAAUGGCGCAAUCUUCAUGGUUGGAAUCUAUUGGACCUUAUGUACAAAGACCCUUCAAAAUGGGCCAUGACAUUCCAAGCUUAUGUGUCUCUUACUAUGCUUGAAAUGCAUCGCAGACCAACUAACACACCAAUAAAAUUAAUGGAACGAUCCAUAUUUAGUGCAAGAUAUUGUUUUGUUGAGCAAAUGAUGAGGUUGGGAACUCUACAUCCAGCACAAUUUGCAGUAUUGGAUGAAUGGUUUAAAUUUAUUAACUGUGAAAUACCUGUCCAAGCAGAUCUAAUAGUAUAUCUCAAAACAUCACCACUAAUUGUUUAUGAGAGGAUAAAAAAGAGGGCUCGAUCUGAGGAACAGUGUGUACCAUUAAAUUAUAUUGAGGAGCUUCAUAAACUACAUGAAGACUGGCUAAUUAACAGGACACAUGCUGAGUGCCCUGCACCUGUAUUGGUCCUUGAUGCAGAUCUGGAUUUAUCUCAAAUUACGGAGGAGUACAAAAAAAGUGAACAUCAGAUACUAAGGAGGGCUGUUAAUGUUGUGAUGCAGUCUCCCAACAAGCUGAGCCCAAAGAAACCUAUGACACGCAAUGCCAUACAAAUAAUUCCACAUAUAAAACUUUAA